This is a messenger RNA of Prunus avium (sweet cherry), 2757 nucleotides long. The record is from RefSeq and is a predicted model, not a curated record. Lineage: Eukaryota; Viridiplantae; Streptophyta; Magnoliopsida; Rosales; Rosaceae.
ACUCAUAUUUCCAAAAUCUCACCCUUUUGGCAAGAAAGAGAGAUUUUGAUUUCCAAGAAUAAAGUAGAGAAAGUGGGGAAAUGUGAAGAGAAUAAUUUUUCAAACUCCACCAACCCAUUUCCUCUGCUUCCUGUUCAGUUGCCAAAGGAGAGAAACCAAACCCCUUCCCCCCUUGUCACUCAACAAACACCAAAUAAGUAAGUUCUUCAUCCCUUGUUUGGUUGGCAAGAAAAGUUCACAAAACUCCCCCUUCAACUAAAAACCAAGAAUUUGGUGUUGAACCCCGUUGAGAACGGUAAGUCGAAAAUGGACGCAACAGAGAAAGUGAAAGGGUCACAAUCACAUCAGAGGCACCAUAGCUAUAGCAGAAGCAUAAGCAGGAGUUUUAGCAGAGCAAGUUGGAGCAUGGAAGAAGUGUUUGCGAAUGCCUCGCACUCUCGGAGAAACAGCCACGUCGAUGAAGAUGAAGAGGCUCUGAAAUGGGCAGCCAUUGAGAAACUGCCCACAUAUGAUCGGCUAAGAACAAGCAUCAUCAAGUCCUAUGUGGAAACAGAACCUCAAGGACACAACAACAACAACAACAACAACAAAGUGGUGCAUAAGGAGGUUGAUGUUUUAAAGCUCGACAUAAACGACCGCCAAAAUUUCAUUGACAGGAUUUUUAAGGUUGCAGAGGAAGACAAUGAGAAGUUCUUGAAAAAGUUCAGAAGUAGAAUUGAUAAGGUUGGGAUCAGACUUCCAACAGUGGAAGUUAGGUUUAAGGAUUUGACCGUUGAAGCCGAUUGCCAUGUCGGCACCAGAGCUCUUCCCACCCUCCCAAAUGUUGCUCGGAACAUUGCAGAAUCAGCUCUUGGCUUAAUUGGGAUUAAACUGGCUAAGAGAACAAAUUUAACAAUUCUCAAAGACGCCUCUGGCAUUAUUAAACCGUCAAGGAUGGCUCUUUUACUAGGUCCCCCAUCCUCAGGGAAAACAACCCUUUUGCUGGCACUAGCUGGGAAAUUGGACCCAGAAUUGAAGGUUAAAGGAGAAAUCACUUACAAUGGGUACAGGCUGAAUGAAUUUGUGCCGCAGAAGACAUCUGCAUAUAUUAGCCAAAAUGAUGUUCAUAUCGGAGUUAUGACAGUCAAAGAAACCCUAGAUUUUUCAGCAAGGUGCCAAGGGGUUGGUACUCGAUAUGAACUUCUUUCUGAGCUUGCUAGAAGAGAAAAGGCCGCUGGAAUAUUUCCAGAGCCAGAAGUAGACCUUUUCAUGAAGGCUGUUUCAAUGGGAGGAAUUGAGAGCAGUCUCAUUACUGAUUAUACUCUAAAAAUUUUGGGGCUUGAUAUUUGCAAGGAUACAAUUGUUGGAGAUGAGAUGCAGAGAGGGAUUUCUGGUGGGCAGAAAAAACGAGUUACCACAGGUGAGAUGAUUGUGGGGCCUACUAAAGCAUUGUUCAUGGAUGAGAUCUCAACAGGUCUAGAUAGCUCCACGACAUUUCAAAUAGUGAAGUGCCUACAACAAAUUGUACACAUCACUGAGGCCACCAUCUUGAUGUCCCUACUCCAACCUGCUCCUGAGACGUUCGAUCUUUUUGAUGACAUCAUCCUUUUAUCGGAAGGCCAGAUCGUCUACCAGGGCCCACGUGAGAACAUUUUAGAGUUCUUUGAGAGCUGUGGAUUUCGAUGCCCCGAGCGAAAGGGAACCGCCGAUUUCUUGCAAGAGGUUACAUCAAGAAAAGACCAAGAACAAUAUUGGGAUGACAGAAGGAAGCAAUACAGAUACGUAUCAGUCACAGAAUUUGCAAACAGGUUCAAACGCUUCCAAGUGGGCAUGAGGCUCGAAAAUGAGCUCUCAAUCCCUUUCGACAAGCCUCGCGGCCACAAAGCAGCUCUUGUGUUCACAAAAUAUUCAAUACCCAAAAUGGAGCUUCUCAAGGCCUGCUUUGACAGAGAAUUGCUGCUCAUGAAGAGGAACUCCUUCAUCUACAUCUUCAAGACGGUCCAAAUUAUAAUAGGUGCAUUUAUAGGCUCCACCGUUUUCUUGAGGACCGAAAUGAACAAUAGGAAUGAAGGGGAUGCAGCAGUUUAUGUUGGUGCACUUAUAUUUUCCAUGAUCGUUAACAUGUUCAAUGGUUUUGCUGAGCUCUCUUUGACCAUUGCAAGGCUCCCUGUGUUUUACAAGCACAGAGACCUACUCUUCCACCCUGCUUGGACUUUCACUGUCCCAUCUGUCCUGCUUGGGAUUCCUAUAUCCAUCUUGGAAUCUUCUAUUUGGGUUGCCAUUACAUAUUACACCAUUGGAUUUGCACCAGAAGCUAGCAGGUUUUUCAAGCAUCUAUUGUUGGUAUUUUUGCUCCAACAAAUGGCUUCUGGGAUGUUUAGGCUUAUUGCAGGAGUCUGCAGGACCAUCAUCAUAUCGAACACGGGGGGGUCUCUCUCCGUGCUCAUUGUUUUCAUGCUUGGAGGUUUCUUAAUUCCUAAAGGUCAAAUUCCCAACUGGUGGAUUUGGGGAUACUGGGUUUCACCUAUGACAUAUGGCUUCAAUGCUAUGACUGUAAACGAAAUGUAUUCUCCGAGGUGGAUGAACAAACUGGCUUCAGAUAAUGUUACCAGCUUGGGUGUGGCAGUGCUAAAUAACUUUGGUGUUUACCCUGACAAAAACUGGUAUUGGAUUGGGGCUGCCGCUACUCUUGGGUUUGCAGUUCUCUUCAACGUAAUUUAUACGCUCGCGCUUAUGUACCUAAACGCUCCCGGAAAGCCACAAGCCAUAAUAUCCGAA